Cannabis sativa is the source of this 990-nucleotide messenger RNA. Its product is annotated as protein FAR1-RELATED SEQUENCE 9-like. The coding region runs from base 1 to 990 and encodes 329 amino acids. Gene Ontology annotation, biological process: regulation of DNA-templated transcription. The record is from RefSeq and is a predicted model, not a curated record. The transcript has 2 exons. Lineage: Eukaryota; Viridiplantae; Streptophyta; Magnoliopsida; Rosales; Cannabaceae. Gene Ontology annotation, molecular function: zinc ion binding.
AUGAUUGAGAAAUAUGAGUUGAAAGGGAAUAUGUGGUGUGAAGCACAAUUUUUGACCAGAACAAUGUGGGCUGAUACAUUCCUACGUGGCCAUUAUUUUGGGGAUGCUAGAGCUACAGGAAGGUGUGAGUCAAUGAAUGCAUUCUUAAAGAGAGACUUAGUUAUGGAUUUGCCAUUGUGGAUGUUCUUGCGUCAUUGUGAUAUUUCUCUAGCUAUGUUACGUUACAAUGAAAUGAGAGAACACUACAAGACAACAAUGACAGAUCCAGUACUCAAUCAAACUAAUAUGGAAUCAGUGGAGGAUGAAAAAGCAUGGACUAGAACGAAUUACACAAUUUGUUCGGUAGCUAAAUAUAGACAUGAAAGCAGAAAGCGUACAGUUUUGUACUCUGAUGAUGGGGAAGAUGUGAGAUGUGAUUGUUAUUGGUUUGAGACGAACGGAAUACCAUGCCAACAUAUUUUCACAUGUAUGAAGUCUUUGCAUAAACAUUCAUUCCAAAGUUGUCUUAUCAACCAUCGGUGGCUUAAGGAUGCUAAAGAAAUUUUACCUGCAAAUUUGGGUCUUGAAAGAAAGUGUCCUCAUCCACAAAUGAUAGAAAAUUCAAGAUACGGUGGUGUCACCACACAAACUAGUUUAGUUGCUUUCUAUGCUACAAGAUCUAAAGCUUCAUUCGAAUUGACUAUGGAAGUGUUGUCGGAGUUGCUUGUGAAAUUGGAAAAAAUUCCUAGAGAUGAAGAUUAUUCACAAAAUAAUGCAGAUGAUGAUGAGUUUGGUGAUAAAAUUUUAGAUUCAAGGGUACUUCCGACAAAAGGUCGACCUAAACUCUCAAGGGCAUGCAAAAAUUCUUUUGGUGGAAGCAGUAGAAGAGCACAAAGUAAUAGUGAUGUUCGCGCUAAAAAGAAGAAAAAGUUAACUAGUGCUCCAAGAUAUUACAAGAUAUGUAGGGGAACUGAACAUGAUUCUAGGAAUUGUCCACAGAAAACAGAUUAA